Zophobas morio is the source of this 657-nucleotide messenger RNA. Its product is annotated as proteasome assembly chaperone 2-like. Bases 124 to 657 code for a protein of 177 amino acids. Gene Ontology annotation, biological process: proteasome assembly. Gene Ontology annotation, cellular component: cytosol; nucleus. The transcript is spliced from 6 exons. The record is from RefSeq and is a predicted model, not a curated record. NCBI's taxonomy places the organism in Eukaryota, Metazoa, Arthropoda, Insecta, Coleoptera, Tenebrionidae.
UUUCAUUCUCCUUACGUCCUACCCUUUUGCGGCCCAAACGCCUUUAAAGAGGAUGGGAACUUCCCUUUAACGACACCAAUACAAGUGUAUUCUUUAAUUGAGGAAAAAAUUAUAUUUCUGCAAAUGCGUUCCUCCGUAAUUACCCCUUUUCGUAAAGAAUUUGUACAGCAACUUUUAGAAUGGUUUCAAAGUGAGGAAAUGGAAAAGCUUAUUUUGCUUAGUAGCAGUGAUCUCGGCAAUUAUCUUCAAGAACGAUUGCUUCAGUCACCUUUUCGUUGUCUUUGUUCUGCUUCUUUCACAAAGUCAUUAGGAGCUAAGUCUUCUCUGCUUAAAAAUUUCUGGCCCGACUUAAAGGAAGAUAACUUUUUUACCGAAAUUAAUCAAUAUAAGAAUUCUCGGCUUCCCUUUUCAAUAGGAGGAAUCACAAGAACUUUAUAUGAGGAAUGUGAGAAAAAAAAUCUUUCCCUAGUAAUCCUGAUCAUGUUCUGCGCCGAAGGAGACAAUGCCAGUGAAGCUUUUCGAUUUGCCCAGCAAAUGGAUGCGUGGCUCGAGCUGAGACGCAAGUAUCAGCGCAAGAACCGACCUUUGGCUGAAUGGAACGCGCCGAUAUCGUGGACGGCCUUCUACGGGAGCGCCGCCUCCGAAAUUAUAUACUGA